GGUGAGGAAAACUAUUUUUUUCCUUUCAUUUGAGCUACCCUGUUACUCCCCUGUUUCCUCUGUUUUUCCCAACAUUUUAUGGUGGAUAAGAAAAUGUCCUCAAGUGUAUGUCAUGGGUUCCAAUCAUGCCUCGAGCCAAGGCUCGUCGAACCACGUUUUUUGUGGCUGAAACUGGCUCCACCAAAAACGAAUUUUCCUGGCUCCACUGUUUCUACGCCCUGUUUCAAUAACCCUUCCCCUACCGAGCCCAAGCCUAUGCCCCAUAAUCAAGAAAAAAAUACCACCAUCAGCAACAAUAAGAACAACGGGAAUGAUUGCAAACUGAUAGGCAAUCAAAAUAUUGACAUGGGUGGCUGGAGUUUCCUCCAGGCGCUCGCCAAUUCCAAAGAUUCUACCGAGCAUGACAAAGUUUAUUUGGACCCUCUUGUUAAGAGUUCAGCUUCUACGCUAAGUGAAAAAAGUCUUCAAAUGUGCACCGAAAGCUUAGGUAGUGAAACUGGAAGUGAAGUUAGCGAGAGCAGCGAUGACAUUUCCUUGCUUUCAUUAGAAGCUGUGGUUUGCAAUCCAUCAAAACCAAGGGAAAGUUUGGUGACAAGAAAAAUGAGUCGUAGCAGCAGCUUUCCUCCUCCGUUGACAUCCAUUAGUGGUUCCAAUGGCAUUCAAGUCAAAUCUCACCGAGAAGGCGGCCGCCUAGUUCUUCAAGCCGUUGCUAUCCCUCCUUGUCAUAGUUGCUUCCAUGCAGAAAGAAGCGAGGGGAGGCUUAGGCUUUCCCUUUCGAAGGAUACUACCCUAAUAUUCGACAACGAAGACGGUGAAGAGGAAGACGACCAUGAAGAGGUAGCAGAGGAAGAUGAACAUGGUGAAGUAGUUUAUUAUGAAGAAAAUGGAGUAGAAGGAGAAGUUGAAGAAGAGUGUUAUCGAGCAGCUGAGAAUAUGGAAGGAAAUAGUGGGAAUGUCGGGGGUGAAAUUGGGACAGGGAAGUUGCCUAGGCCAAGCAGCUGCAAAGAAAAUAGGCGUGAGCACAAAGGCUUGCUUAAUUGGGAGCCAUUCUUGGUGUUUACUUAAAAGCUAUAAGUUGGAAGAUUUUUCUCAACCCCAGAGAGAAUUACUAUUACUAUUUUGGAUUCCCUAAUUUCCCAUUUUUCUCCCUUUAAUUUUUAUUUCUAAUUUUAAGUAAUUAAAAGUUUGAGA
Molecule: messenger RNA, 1191 nt
Organism: Durio zibethinus
Lineage: Eukaryota; Viridiplantae; Streptophyta; Magnoliopsida; Malvales; Malvaceae
Product: protein FANTASTIC FOUR 2-like
Source: RefSeq, a predicted model, not a curated record